Messenger RNA from Hevea brasiliensis (rubber tree), 1552 nucleotides. Its product is annotated as metacaspase-1. The transcript has 5 exons. NCBI's taxonomy places the organism in Eukaryota, Viridiplantae, Streptophyta, Magnoliopsida, Malpighiales, Euphorbiaceae. The record is from RefSeq and is a predicted model, not a curated record. Gene Ontology annotation, biological process: proteolysis. Bases 96 to 1328 code for a protein of 410 amino acids. Gene Ontology annotation, molecular function: cysteine-type endopeptidase activity.
GUCUAUAGACUCUUUUUGGAAACAGUUUUCAGAGUAGUAUUUAGUAUUUUAAUCGUAGUCAAAAUACUAUCUUUCUUAUUUAUAUUGUUCGAUGAAUGCUUCUCAUACCAGAUGAUUGCUUGGUGACCUUCUGUCGCCAAUAUAUGUAUACUGAUGAGAUAAUGGAUCGGAAUAAGCUCCUCCAGGAUACUAGAGGAUACAGAUGCGGCAGAUGCCGACAACGAUUAGUCCCAACGACAACAAAUUUAGAAGACAUCCAAUGCCCAGCAUGCGAAAGAGUUGCUUCUAGCAGUCUAGGUGGAACAAAUGAACGAAGCUGCAAUAAUAAGACAGAUGGCAGAUUUUCUAGCAUAGUUUCUCACGUUGCCGAAAAAUUCAGGAAUACUUUUUUAGGCAGGCAUCAUCGUCAAGACAGUGAUACAGAAAAACCCAAGUCAUUGAAUUGCAAUCCUUCCCCAUUGGAGUCAUCAUCGACUUCUCUAUCUGAUCAGAGACCACGAAAACGUGCACUGCUUAUUGGAGUGACUUACAAGACAUGGAAGCACAAGCUUAAGGGAACUGUUAAUGAUGUCAAGAAUAUGAGAAGUUUUUUGACAGAAAAUCUCAAAUUCCCUCCACAGAACAUCCUCGUUCUUACAGAAGAUGAGACAGAACCAGAUCUAACUCCCACAAAGAAAAACAUCGAGAUAUCCUUAAAAUGGCUUGUACAGGAUUGCCUGGCUGGUGACUCGCUGGUGUUUUAUUACUCCGGCCAUGGCUUGCGACAACCGGAUUUCAAUUUGGAUGAACGUGACGGGUUUGAUGAAACUAUUUGUCCAGUUGAUUUCUUGAAAGAAGGAAUGAUUCUUGAUAAUUAUAUUAAUUCCACCAUUGUUCAGCCGCUUCCUCAAGGUGUCAUUCUUCAUGCUAUUGUUGAUGCUUGUCAUAGCGGAACGAUCCUCGAUCUUGUUCAUGUUUACAACAGAGAAAAAGGGGAAUGGGAAGAUAAUAGCCCUCCAAAUGGUACAAGGAAGCACACAAAUGGUGGAUUGGCAAUUUCUAUUUGUGCUUGUGAAGAUAACCAAAUGGCUGCCGAUACCACGGCUUUCACAGAAAAGGGAAUGAAUGGUGCUCUGACCUAUAUUCUAAUUGAAACUGUGAAGAAAUACCCAGGACCAACAUACGGUGACCUACUUGACCUGAUACAUGAGACCAUUGAUGCAGUCAAUAAUAGUGGAUGCCAUUUUUCAAGAUUCAUAAGAUCAAUGUUUCACAAUAAGAUAUUACAGACACCUCAACUUUCAGCUUCAAAACCAUUUGAUGUUAAGAAGACACAUUUUAUUUUGUAAUCAUAAAGCAUCACAUCAGCUUCAUUUCAAAGGAGUGUAACUUAUCACUUAAUGGCAAUGGCAAGGUAAGAAAAAAAAAAUAAUAAAAUGAGCAAUAAUAAAAUAAUAUCCUUGUGGAUCACUAUUUUUUUAUGUAGAGAAUUGAGAGUGAAGAUUGAUAAAUGACAUACUUUUUGUUAUUGAAUCAAAAUUAAAUAAAUAAAUAUGUUAUUUUGAUUUGACCA